UCAUAUACCUAAAGAUCGAAAUCUACAUCAUGAGGUGAAAUGGGAAUUCCCUACCUCAAGAUUUUAGGGUUGACGGUCAAGAAAUCCAGUCCCAUGACAGUCAAUGUUAAACAAAUCGUUGAAAGGCAAAGUGUUCCGACAACCCUACCAAAGGGUCCAAACACUCAUCCCGACCACCAAUGUCAUCAAGUUAAGACGACCUCAUCUUCCUAGGCUCUCCUCAGUCCUAAUUUGCAUCUCAAUCACCAUUUUGAACAGAAAAAAAGCCAAAAGAACUCAUGAUACCACCAGCAGUCCGUCUUCGCUCCUCAACAACCAGCCUCGGUCCUCGGAAUCCAGAUCCCCUCUCUCGCAAGAGGCCCAGUGACAAUGCGAGCCGAACGGCGCCAUCAACCCUCUUGGGCGACUGGAAC
Messenger RNA from Parathielavia appendiculata, 413 nucleotides. RefSeq lists its product as uncharacterized. The transcript has a single exon. Bases 104 to 367 code for a protein of 87 amino acids. NCBI's taxonomy places the organism in Eukaryota, Fungi, Ascomycota, Sordariomycetes, Sordariales, Chaetomiaceae. The record is from RefSeq and is a predicted model, not a curated record.